This is a messenger RNA of Carya illinoinensis, 1374 nucleotides long. Its product is annotated as protein CANDIDATE G-PROTEIN COUPLED RECEPTOR 7-like. The record is from RefSeq and is a predicted model, not a curated record. Gene Ontology annotation, biological process: transport. The coding region runs from base 1 to 1374 and encodes 457 amino acids. The transcript is spliced from 2 exons. NCBI's taxonomy places the organism in Eukaryota, Viridiplantae, Streptophyta, Magnoliopsida, Fagales, Juglandaceae. Gene Ontology annotation, cellular component: Golgi apparatus; membrane.
AUGUGUGGUAAUAAAUUUCAGUAUGGAGUCCAGAAUCAUCUUCUUGAUUUUAUUUCGAGGAACUUUGCUCCUGCCAGUAUUGGGAAUGAAGCGCUGCAGCGGCUUCUGCCGAACUUCGACUUCCACUGCGGACUUGCCUGUGCUGAUCUCCAUAUUCUGCCUCUAUGGGGCUGGCCUGGAGUGGCUAAUGGCUUCGCUUCGGGUUCUGGAUUUAUCACUACCCAGGAGGAUGUCGUCUCCUCCGUAUUCGUCUCCCCCUCCCCCUCCCUCUCCCAUCCUGACCCUUCUCGCCUCGGCUUCUUCCUCCUCUCCGACGAGUCCCUUCUCCAGGUCCUCCUCGAGAUCCGUCAGAACCCCCAGCUCUGCAUCCUCGAUUCCCACUACACUCGUCCACUCUUCACCUUUCGAGAGCUCUCCCCCCCUCCCGUAUCUUCCUUCAACCAAUCCUGCCAUGUCUCCUCCCCCGACGAGUACUCCCUCUUCUUUGCCAAUUGUGCAGCGGGUUCCUCCAUCUCCAUGGACGUGCGCACCGAGGUCUACAACCUCGACCUUGACAACUCCUGGGACUACCUCUCAGCCGGCCUCACCCACCUCCCCACCCUCUUCUUCCUCUUCUCCCUCGCCUAUUUCGCCUUCUUAGCCUUCUGGAUCAACCUUUGUUACACCAACAAGCGCUCCGUCCACCGGAUCCAUCUCCUCAUGGCAAGGUUGCUGCUCAUGAAGGCUCUCAAUUUGAUCUGCGCCGCCGAGGACAAGCAUUACGUGAAGGUCACGGGCACGCCGCACGGUUGGGACGUGUUGUUCUAUAUCUUCCAGUUCAUCGGGGUGGUGGUCCUACUUUUCACCGUCAUUAUUUUGAUCGGGACUGGUUGGUCCUUCUUAAAGCCCUUCUUGCAGGAGAAGGAGAAGAAAGUGUUGAUGAUUGUGAUCCCGCUUCAGGUCCUAGCAAACAUUGCGUCGAUCGUCAUUGGCGAGACCAGGCCGUUUAUUAAGGAUUGGGUGACCUGGAACCAGGUGUUCUUGCUGGUGGACAUUAUUUGCUGCUAUGCAAUCAUAUUCCCGAUCGUAUGGUCGAUUCGGUUGCUGAGGGAGACCUCGAAGACUGACGAGAAGGCCGAGAGGAACUUGGCCAAGUUGACUCUUUUUAGGCAGUUCUACAUGGUUGUGAUCGGGUACUUGUAUUUCACGCGGAUUGUGGUGUUUGCGUUGAGGACGAUUGCGGCAUAUAAGUAUCAGUGGGUGAGUAAUGCGGCUGAGGAGAUUGCUAGCUUCGCGUUCUAUGUGGUGAUGUUCUAUAUGUUUAGGCCCGUGGAGAAGAAUGAGUGCUUUGUUCUCGACCAGGAGGAAGAAGAAAAAAAAAAAAAAAGAUGUUGA